Molecule: messenger RNA, 695 nt
Organism: Sitophilus oryzae (rice weevil)
Lineage: Eukaryota; Metazoa; Arthropoda; Insecta; Coleoptera; Curculionidae
Product: anther-specific proline-rich protein APG-like
Exons: 2
Coding region: 56-520 (154 amino acids)
Source: RefSeq, a predicted model, not a curated record
GAAAAUUUACUUUUGAUUUUUUAAUUUCAAGGGGACUCGAAAUUUUUUGAUCGUCAUGAAUUUUGUGCUAGUUGUUGCAGUUAUGAUAUCUUGCGGUGUCUUAUAUGAGACAUCCGCAACUCUCAUUCCACCACCGUGUAAUGCACCCUGCUUGAACCCAAAGCUAGCUCUCUACCAGAAAUUCCCUCUGUGCUAUUCCCUCAAGGCCAAACUAUGCAAACGUGUCUGUGAUCCACUGAAACAAGUACCUUUGUGCCCCACGCCAGAACCACCCAGUGCUGUCCCAUGCCUGGCAGCACCACCAGUUGUUUAUGCUCCUGCACCGGCUCCAUGUGCUCCCGCUGCACCACAGGUAGUCUAUGCUCCCGCACCUGUUCCUUGUGCUCCAGCUACACCGCAGAUAGUCUACGCACCAGCUCCUGUAGCUCCAGUGGUUGCUGUAUCUCCAGCACCUGCGCCUGCAUGUCUGCCAAUUCCUCCGCAGUAUGUUCCAGCACCGCCAGCUUACACUUGUGUCUAAAAAAUGUUUUUUGUAUUUAAUGUAAUAAUUCUAUUCUCAAAAUGUUAUAAGAUUGUUAAUAUAAUAUAAGGCCAUCAUAUCUCCUCAGUUUAUUUAAACUAUUAUAUAUCGGAUGGUUUAUCGAAGUUGAAAACAUGAAAUUCCUUGCAAAUUUUGAACUGUCCAAAUCUUGGCU